AUAGGCCCGGCCCUACUUUUGUCUGUAAACUUUGUACACAGUCAGAGGCCCCAUGAUGCCUCUCUUCCCUGUUUAUCAGUGAGGGGGAGAGGAAAGCACUGAGUGCAGCUGCAGGACAGGUGAGAGAGGACAGCAUCCAGCGGAGCACAGGUAAAAUGCUUCUAGAGAUCGUUGGAGCGUUGGUGGUUGGGGCUCUCCUGUACCACUUUGUCUUUGGGAAUAAAGAUGACACUUUGCGCAUGGGAGAUGGAUGGUGGGGUGCUGGACAGAGACAAGACGAGAACGAGGACAUUCAUCCUUUUAAAAUCGAGACGUCAGAUGAGGAGCUAAAUGAUUUGUUUCACCGGAUAGACCAGACGCGUUACACUGAGCCGGUGGAGGGCAGCCGCUUUAACUAUGGCUUCAACUCCAUUCAUCUUCGGAAAGUGGUGUCUUACUGGAGGAAUAAAUUUGACUGGAGGAAACAAUUGGAAAUUAUCAACCGAUACCCACACUUCAAGACCAAAAUUGAAGGCCUCGACGUUCAUUUUCUUCAUGCCAAGCCAGCAAACCUUCCAGCUGGUAGAAGAGCCAAGCCUCUUAUCAUGGUCCAUGGGUGGCCUGGAUCCUUCUACGAGUUCUACAAGAUAAUCCCCCUUCUGACCGAUCCCGCCAGCCAUGGUCUGAGCGACGAGCACAUUUUUGAGGUCAUCUGCCCAUCCAUCCCUGGUUAUGGGUUCUCCGAGGCAUCUCAUAAGCAAGGAUGCGACUCUGUGGCCGUGGCUCGGAUCUUCUAUAAGUUGAUGCAGCGGUUGGGUUUCCGGGACUUCUAUGCUCAGGGAGGAGACUGGGGAUCUUUGAUCUGUACAAACCUCGCCCAGAUGGCUCCCAGCAAUGUUAAGGGCCUGCACCUCAACAUGGUGUUUGUGGCCAGCUCCAAGCCUGUGGUCUUCCUCUCCAUUCUGCUGGGCAAGUAUUUCCCGGGGCUAUUCGGCUUGAAUGAUCUAGAAGUAAGGAGAAUGUUCCCCUUUAUGAAGAACGUGGUUGGCCAUGUGAUGAUGGAGAGCGGGUACAUGCAUCUCCAGGCCACCAAGCCAGAUACAGCAGGUUGCGGACUGAAUAAUUCCCCCGUCGGGCUGGCAGCGUACAUUCUGGAGAAAUUCUCGACCUGGACGGAACCCGAUUUUCGUGACCACGAGGAUGGAGGCCUGGAGAGGAAAUACACUUUGGAUGACCUUCUGACCAAUAUCAUGAUUUAUUGGGUGUCUGGCUCCAUUGUCUCCUCCAUGAGGUUCUACAAGGAGAAUAUUGGAAAAGGAAUUGGCAAGGCCGAGCAUGACAAACUCCCCGUCAAGGUCCCCACCGGCAUCGCCUCCUUCCCCAACGAGCUGGUGCUUUGUCCUCUCCUGUGGGCCAAGCAGAAGUGCGUCAACAUCGUCUCUUUUAAUUACAUGCCCCGAGGGGGCCACUUUGCUGCCUUUGAAGAGCCAGAACUUCUGGCAAAAGAUAUCCAACAAUUUAUAGCGAAAGUGGAACGAAAAUAACUGUGGCCUAAAUAAUGCAAUAGAGGAGACAGAGUGCAAAGAGGACCUGUUGUGCAUGAAGAACCGGCAACCAUAACUUUCAUACUGCUGAGUGCUGCUUUAAUUUUUUUAAAGAAAUGAUAGUGAACAUGUUCUAGUCAUUAUCCUGCGGUAGAUUGUAUUCUGUACCAUCAUAUCAACAUUUUUAGGCUCU
Nanorana parkeri is the source of this 1716-nucleotide messenger RNA. It is a transcript of the gene EPHX1, whose product is annotated as epoxide hydrolase 1. Gene Ontology annotation, biological process: epoxide metabolic process. The record is from RefSeq and is a predicted model, not a curated record. The transcript is spliced from 9 exons. NCBI's taxonomy places the organism in Eukaryota, Metazoa, Chordata, Amphibia, Anura, Dicroglossidae. Gene Ontology annotation, molecular function: epoxide hydrolase activity. Bases 156 to 1523 code for a protein of 455 amino acids.